Messenger RNA from Cantharellus anzutake, 522 nucleotides. RefSeq lists its product as uncharacterized. The transcript is spliced from 6 exons. The record is from RefSeq and is a predicted model, not a curated record. Gene Ontology annotation, cellular component: spliceosomal complex. Lineage: Eukaryota; Fungi; Basidiomycota; Agaricomycetes; Cantharellales; Hydnaceae. Bases 1 to 522 code for a protein of 173 amino acids. Gene Ontology annotation, molecular function: RNA binding. Gene Ontology annotation, biological process: positive regulation of mRNA splicing, via spliceosome.
AUGGAUGGUUCCAGCAAUCCUGGCAACAAUCUUCAUGUCUCUGGGCUCGACUCGAAGGUUGACAAUCGCGAGCUCGAGGCAAUCUUCAGCAAAUACGGAAAGGUUGACGUGGAGAGAGCUGCAAUUAUGCACGACCCCCAUACCCGCGAAAGCCGUGGUUUUGGGUUUGUCACCAUGGAGUCUGUAGAAGGCGCGGAUGCGGCAUCGGCGGCUCUGAGUAACACAGAGCUGUUUGGAAAAACUAUUCGUGUGGAGAAGGCUCGCCGUGGUAGAGCUCGCACACCUACUCCUGGAAAGUAUUUUGGUCCUCCCAAGAGGGCUGAAUACGAGCGUCCCUAUGAUCCGCGUCCCUACGAUUCCCGCUAUGCUCGGCAUGACAACCGGCGCGAUGACAGGCGUGCGUACGGUGGAAGAUACGAGAGGUAUGAUCGAAAUGAUGACCGCCGCCCGGAGGAGAGGAGGUUUGAUGAUCGCAGAGAGAGACGCUACGAUGAUCGACGUGACAGGCGUGACCGCUUCUGA